CAAACAGGAGCGCGGGGCGGGGAGGAAGGAGAUGUCAUGACGACGGGAAGGGGCGGGAGGAGGCGUUACUGGGGUAACCGUGGCCUAGAGAGGCGCCAUAGCAACGAGCGCGCGGCCUGAACACAGGGAGAGACACAGAGAGACAGAGCGGCCCCGGACACGAGGAUCAUGUUCAAAAACACCUUCCAGUCCGGAUUCCUCUCCAUCCUGUACAGUAUCGGCAGUAAACCCCUCCAGAUCUGGGACAAGAAGGUGAGGAACGGACACAUCAAGCGAAUCACAGACAAUGACAUUCAGUCGCUGGUGUUGGAAGUUGAAGGGACAAAUGUCAGCACCACAUAUAUCACAUGCCCAGCCGACCCUAAGAAGACACUGGGCAUCAAGCUUCCCUUCCUGGUGAUGAUUAUUAAAAACCUGAAAAAAUAUUUUACCUUCGAGGUGCAGGUGCUGGAUGAUAAGAACGUGCGCCGGCGUUUCCGGGCGAGUAAUUACCAGAGUACGACGAGGGUGAAACCAUUUAUCUGCACGAUGCCCAUGCGUCUGGACGACGGCUGGAACCAGAUCCAGUUCAACCUGUCGGACUUCACGCGACGUGCGUAUGGGACCAACUACAUAGAGACGUUGCGUGUGCAGAUUCACGCAAAUUGUCGGAUCCGUAGAGUUUAUUUCUCAGACCGUUUAUAUUCCGAGGAUGAGCUUCCCGCUGAAUUUAAACUCUAUCUUCCUGUACAGAACAAAGCCAAGCAAUGACACGGUGUGGGGUCCCCAAUCAGAGAUUGUUUUAUAUAUUGACCAGAUCCGACAACGCCCCUUCCUCUAAUUAUUCAGCCCACUUAUGUUGUAUAAUCUCUGCUCCUAUUGGCUGGUGUGAUACCUUACAGCCUGACUCCAGCCAACCACAAGCAGCUCCACUCGCUCCUCCAUUGUAUUUGGUGCCCUGAUCAGUUACAGAUUUCAGAAGAAAAACUAUUUAUAGCUGGAAAGAAUCCAAUCCAGCCCUUUGUUAACUCUUUCUGUUCAUUCCAUUUAUUAUCCUGCACAGUGGCCUCUGGGGGCCCCAGGAAGUGAUGAUAUUUUUGGGAGAGUUAGCUCCCCCAUGCAGUUCAGCUGAAUCUGUUUUCAUUGAGAGAUGAAGGUUUAUUUCUAUAUUAAAUAUUCUAAUUUA
Xenopus laevis (African clawed frog) is the source of this 1165-nucleotide messenger RNA. It is a transcript of the gene cfap20.S, whose product is annotated as cilia and flagella associated protein 20 S homeolog. Lineage: Eukaryota; Metazoa; Chordata; Amphibia; Anura; Pipidae. The record is from RefSeq and is a predicted model, not a curated record. The transcript is spliced from 7 exons. Gene Ontology annotation, cellular component: centriole; nucleus; axoneme. Bases 169 to 750 code for a protein of 193 amino acids.